Adineta steineri is the source of this 477-nucleotide messenger RNA. Lineage: Eukaryota; Metazoa; Rotifera; Eurotatoria; Adinetida; Adinetidae. The record is from the annotation of a GenBank genome assembly.
AUGUUAGUGGCAGUGAUGGUAGCAGCAAUUGUUCAAGGUGUACCUGUUACAGACAAUAAUAUGCGUGAGUCGUGUGAAGCUCACUUUUACUCUUAUGGUACGGAUCCAUGUGAAGGUACAGUCAGUGUUAGAGGUGGGUGCAAAUCAUCGACGCUCAAUUUGGCUCAUACAGAUACGUCAAAAACAUGUACUUCAGUCAAGUUCUUCUGGUCGUACCCUGUUGAUAAUCUAACAAUGAUUAUCGAAACACCAAUCACAGAAAAACAACAACAGUAUUCGAUUAAGUUUAACGUAGAUCGUACAAUGGGUGCCAUUACAAAUGUUUUUAGAAUAUUUGGAAGAGAAGAAAUCUUAAUAACACCAGCAGAAAGUAAACUCAUUCAACCUUCGGAUUCUAACUACCAAAUUAUUCUCAAGUUACAAGGUCCAUCUAAGCUGACCUCCUAUGGUGUGUUUAUUGAAUAUGAAGUUGUUUAA